AUCUUAUAAACUUUAAAAAUUUAAGAAAAGUUGAUGGUUGACUGCUUCCACAACUUCAACCACCAUUGCUACUCCCACAGUUCACCAAAUUAUCUUCUCGUCACGCCCAAAUUCAUAAACACCAAAAAAGCUAACAAUUAUAAUAAAGAGACAAUCUUUCUUCGUGGUUCCUGCUUUUGAGUUUUGACCACAAUUAAGUGACUGAUGCUUUAAUUCCAAGAGCCCACUCUCUCUCUCUCUCUCUCUGCAUUCAUUAAGAGAAAGCAAGGCGACCCACAUCAUCAUGUUCGGUUCUGCCUUUUGGAUUGGGUUCUGAUUUGAAGGGUCGAAUUGGAUUGCCAUGAAAAAUUUGUUUGGUGGGCGCCUUAAUUGUGGUUCAAGCACCUCAACCAAAAGGGUUUAGGCGUUGUGCAGCUGCCUUUUCAGUUUGAUGUACACAUCCACGACCUUAAGAUUGUAAUCUUGAGAUAAAGUUGGCAUCUUUUUUUCCAUUUGGGAAUAAAGAUACAUACGUGUAGUUCCAGUUUGUACUGUUCUUACUCUUCUGGGCCGAUUCCGGAUAGAGAAAAAGCCGGCCUCAAGCAUCAUAUUCCACUGCUCAAAGAUAUUCUGCUGCGGCUUCAAGAAAAUUUGUGGCGAAAGGAUUCUUUUUUUUUGUGUGUGGCAUGAACAUCAUAGGGGCUGAAGGUUUCUAAUCUGGGAAAGUUGUUUCCUCAAUGGGAAAUCAUGCCGAAAUUAUUGAAGGACUGCCACCAACUCAGACCAUCAAGGUACACGCUCAAAUGUGUUCAGAACUAUAUAAGGUGGUCGUCCGAGUUUCAAAGAAUUUUCCAGAAAUAGAAUCAGCCCGCCCUCGAUGCUCUUCAGGAAUAGAGGCACUUUGCUUGUUAAACAAUGGUAUUGUCAAAGCCAAGUCUCUGCUGCAGCACUGUAGUGAGUCGAGUGUACUUUAUCUGGCACUUACCGGAGAGGCAAUAUUGUCCAGAUGUAAAAAAUCGAGAAAUUUAUUGGAGCAGAGUCUCUGCCAAAUUCAAUCUAUGGUCCCAGUGAUGUUGGCUGCAAAGAUUUCUGGAAUAAUUGCUGAUCUCAGGAGUGCAGCUUUCUAUUUGGAUCCAUCUGAAGAGGAAGCUGGACGGGUUCUGCGGGAAUUGCUUCACAGAUAUGGCUCGACGGUUGAUUCAACAGAGGAAGCUGCACUUGCUGCUAUUCACACUGUUUCCUCCUGUCUUCGUAUUUCAUCACAAAAGGCUCUACUGAUUGAGAAAAGAUCCCUCAAAAGGUUGCUUGACAAAUUUGGCGAAAAUGAACCAAGCAAGAGGAAGAUCUUGAUAUUCUUCCUCAAUCUUCUGAAAAAAUAUGGAAAGGUUAUAGCAGAAACGCAAAAGGACGACGCUUCAUCAGAGCGUGGUAAUCCUUUCCAGAUUACAAACCCAUAUCUUUUAACAGAUGAUGUGGAUCUCCGUGCAGAUUAUAGGUCUAAUGAAGCUCAUAUCGACAUUUUAAGCAGGCCCGUGCCACCCGAGGAAUUCAUAUGCCCUCUAUCAUCGAGGUUAAUGUAUGACCCUGUCGUCAUUGCAUCAGGGCAAACUUAUGAAAGGAUGUGGAUCCAAAAGUGGUUCGAUGCAGGUCACGAUACGUGCCCCAAGACUAAUGUAAAGCUGCCUAAUUUGUCUUUCACAUCAAAUACCACUAUGAAGGAUCUAAUUAUCAAGUGGUCUGCAAUGCAUAGUGUGUCUGUUCCCGACCCAAAAAUGCAAGAGGGACUUCUUAUGUCUUGGGAUUCCAUCACUUCCGUUGCUAGUCUGACCAAUUCCAUGAAUGAUCUAAAUCUUCCACUGGAUUACAGCAAUGUGUCAAUCGAAUCUAGUCACAGUUCAGAACACUUGAGCACCAAGAUCAGUGACGAAGUGAGACUUGAUUGGGUAUUUCUAUCGAAAUUCAGUACACUUCCCUGGGAUUCUCAGUGCAAUGCAGUUGAGGGUGUCAAGAAUCUACUGAUACACAAUGAGCAAUCUUGGUCGGGUAUCCCGUCAAGAAAGUUUGUCCAACUAAUUCUUGGAUUUUUGAAGGACGCCCACGACCUUCAUGACAUGGAAGCGCAGAUGACAGGAUGUUUGCUAUUGUAUGAGGUGGUGCAGAAGCAGGGAAACAGUGUUUCGUAUGUGAAGGAAGACGAGUAUGGUCUGUUAGCAUCGCUUCUUGAUACAGAGGUCUCUAAGCAAGCUCUCUCCAUAUUGGGGGAGCUGUCUAACCACCAACAAUGUGGUCAGCAAAUUGCUGCUUCGGGUGCUCUCGUUGGCAUCUUUAACAUACUCGACAGCCAGAUUCAGGAACUGCUGGAACCAGCCUUGAAGAUACUGAGCAAUUUGUCUUCACACGGUGAUGUUGGUUCUUUCAUCAUUCCUUCAAAAUUGAUUCCCAAACUAAUCCCACUUUUCGAAGACGAUAGUUUGGCAAGUUACUGCAUAGCCAUUCUGAAGAACUUGUGUGACAACAAUCAAGAGGCUAGAGUUGCUGUUGCUGACACAGAUGGUUGUAUUGCUGCAAUCGCCAGACUACUUGAGAGAGACGAUCGAGAAGACCAAGAGCACGCAGUCUCGAUACUCCUUAUGCUGUGCUCACAGCGUGUUGAAUUCUGUCAGUUGGUCAUGGAGGAGGGCGUUAUCCCCGGCCUUUGCAGCAUCUCUCUCAAUGGGAACAAAGGAGCAAUGGUGAGGGCCACGGAACUGCUGCGGAUUCUGAAAAAGGAUACUGCUGGAGAAAACUCUGGAAACGAAGAUGCUAGUAAAGACGCUACGCCACAAUGGAAUGAUAGAAAUCCUCCUAAAGCAUCAGGAUUUUUGGGGAAACUUUUCACCAAAUCAAGUGCAAAGAAGAAGAAAUAGAACAACUCAAAUAAGGUAGUGUAUCGGAAUAUGGCUUGUUCAUAUCUUUAGCUGUUGAAGUAGAUUGAGAAUUGAAGAUAUUAGUCUGAUAUGAUAUAGUUAGCUGGUGAUUAGUAUUUCAUUUAAUACUAUUUUCGUAGAAGGUUUUUGAUCCAAGACGGCCAACUGUGGUCAUAGAUAGGUUUGUAUAGCAUUUUCUGGUUAUGUUGAUUUGGUGCACACAUUUCAUGAGGGUUUUUAAUUCUAUAUUAAUCCUUAUGAAA
This is a messenger RNA of Salvia miltiorrhiza (redroot sage), 3148 nucleotides long. Its product is annotated as U-box domain-containing protein 5-like. Gene Ontology annotation, biological process: protein ubiquitination. Gene Ontology annotation, cellular component: nucleus; cytoplasm. Gene Ontology annotation, molecular function: ubiquitin-protein transferase activity. Bases 717 to 2885 code for a protein of 722 amino acids. The record is from RefSeq and is a predicted model, not a curated record. Lineage: Eukaryota; Viridiplantae; Streptophyta; Magnoliopsida; Lamiales; Lamiaceae. The transcript is spliced from 6 exons.